AGUUACAAAACUUGAUAAAAUUAAAGCAUCAUCAACAUUUACAUCAAUAAAAUCAAGCAUCUGUUGUGUCCUUCUGGACUCAGUGAGAGUCUAAACUGACUCCCUCUUGUAGUCGGAGGAAAAGCUUGAGCUCUAAUACCAUUUGCAUGCUUCCUGCUCGACGAAUUGACCAGCAGAGUUUUUCUCUUAGGAAACCAAACUCGUAAUGGCGUUGAGAGAUCGAAAAGAACGGCUAUGAAAAGAGGCAAAUGAUAAGUGUCAGUAUUGACUACACAAAAGCCUGUGAAGAGUUAGACAAUUCGCUUGGAUGAAAUGAUUGAGAAACUGAUCGAAACAAUCCAACAUUUAUGGGAAGUCUCCAAAUGGCCUUUCCUUUUUUCUCCUUGUCAGCUUUGGUUUUCACAUUGGUGUAACUGUUGGCGAUGAACUUCAAGAUGAAACUUUAUGCAAUAAAGUUUUAUUUAAAUAAGUUGUAUAAUAUGGACAUGGUUGGAAGUUGCAGACAAUCUUGUGAAUUUUAGCAUGAGAGGUAUGGACAGGUUAAAAUCUCUGUCCUUUUGCCCACAAGAAAAUGAUUAAAAGGUUGCAGUUUGCUCUAAACCAUUACCAUAGCCAUGUCAAUCAUGGUGUUCAAAAUGUUGUACACCCUAGUUCCAAGAUUGAACAGUCAUUUAACAUUUACAUAAGCUCCUUGUGCAAGCAAAAGCUUUUCAAAGAUGCGCUUCAGACCUUUGAUGUUUUAGAAAAGAACGCAAAUUGCUUGGUAGAUCCAAGCACCUAUGCUCUUUUGAUCUCUGCAUGCUCAUCAUUGAGAUCCAUAGAGUAUGCAAGAAAAAUUCAUAACCACAUUUUGGAGUCCAACUUGCUGCCCAAUAUGAUCCUGGAGAAUCAUAUUGUCAAUAUGUAUGGAAAAUGUGGAUUCACAAAGGAUGCUAGGAAAGUCUUUGAUAAUAUGUGGGAGAGAAAUGUGGUGAGCUGGACUGCGUUAAUUGCUGGAUACUCACAGAACGGUCCAGACAUUGAAGCCAUAAAAUUGUAUAUCCAAAUGCAGCAGUCAGGUUUUAUGCCAGAUCACUUUACAUUUGGAAGUGUGAUUAAAGCGUGUUCAGGUUUGACUGAGGUAGAUUUGGGGGAUCAGUUGCAUGCCCAGGUAAUAAAAUCUGAAUUUGGUUCUCACCUAAUAGCUCAAAAUGCUCUUAUUGCAAUGUACACCAAGUUUGGUCGUAUUAAUGAGGCAUGCAGUGUUUUCUCCCGCAUCAAGUCAAAGGAUUUAAUUUCAUGGAGCUCAAUGAUUGCUGGAUUUUCAAAACUUGGUUACGAAUUGGAAGCUCUAUGCUGUUUUAAGGAAAUGCUCUUUCAGGGUACCUACUAUCCAAAUGAGUUUAUUUUUGGCAGUGUUUUCAGUGCAUGUGGCUGUCUUGGGCAACCAGAAUAUGGGAGGCAGAUACAUGGGAUUAGUAUAAAAUAUGGUUUCAAAGGAGAUGCUUUUGCAGGUUGCUCCCUGACUGAUAUGUAUGCAAAAUGUGGUUUCUUGUGCUCAGCUAAAACAGCCUUUGACCUGAUAGAAAGUCCUGAUAUAGCAUCCUGGAAUGCUGUGAUAGCGGGCUUUGCAUAUGGUGGUGAUGCAAACGAAGCCAUGCUAAUUUUUUCUCAGAUGAGGCAUUUGGGGUUGGCACCAGAUGAUAUCACUGUGCGUUCCUUGCUUUGUGGAUUCGCGGAUCCAUUUGGCCUGUCUCAAGGGAAACAGUUGCAUUCCUAUAUUAUAAAGAUCGGACUAGAUAUGGACAUUCCAGUGUGUAAUACGUUACUUACAAUGUAUGCUAAUUGCUCAGAUUUUAUGGAUGCAUAUAAAAUGUUCAAUGACAUUCAAGGCAAUGCAGAUCUAGUCUCAUGGAAUGCUAUAAUCACUAUGUGCAUGCACCAGCACCAGGUUGCAGAAGUUUUCUUGUUAUUUAGAACAAUGCUGCUAUUUCAGGGGAGGCCUGAUCAUAUUACUUUAGCUAAUGUACUGGGGGCUUGUGGAAAAUUUGCCUCUUUAGAGAUGGGGCAUCAAGUUUAUUGCUUUGCUGUGAAGAAUGGGCUCGACUUUGACAUCAUAGUCAUGAAUGGAUUGAUUGAUAUGUAUGUGAAGUGUGGAUCCCUUGAAAGAGCUCGAAAACUCUUCGACUGCAUGCAAAACCCAGAUGUCGUCUCCUGGACUAGUUUAAUUGUGGGGUGCGCACAGUUUGGCUAUGGAGAAGAAGCUCUGAAUCUCUUCAGUAGAAUGAAGAACCAAGGCAUAAAGCCAAAUCAAGUGACAUUGGUCGGGGUUUUGACUGCUUGUAGUCAUGUUGGACUGGUAGAAGAAGGGAUGCAGUUGUUCAACUCUAUGGAACAGGAGCAUGGUGUAGUACCUACAAGAGAGCACUUUUCAUGUGUUGUUGACUUGCUUGCUCGAGCUGGUCGCAUCCAUGAUGCAGAAGCUUUUAUCAGUCAGAUGGUAGUUGAACCUGAUAUUGUGAUGUGGAAAACUCUACUAGCUGCCUGCAAAAACCGUUGCAACAUUGAAGUUGGGAAACGUGUUGCUGAGAAUAUAUUGAAGAUGGAUCCUUCUAAUUCUGCUGCUCAUGUGCUACUCUGCGGCAUGUAUGCUUCUGCCGGUGGCUGGAAAGAUGCAGCCACAAUGAGAACUUUGAUGAGAGAAAAAGGUGUAAAGAAAGUCCCUGGUCAAAGCUGGAUCGAAGUGAAGGAUAGGGUCCAUGUUUUCUCAGCAGAAGAUGGCCUGCAUCCAGAAAGGGACAGAAUUGUCUCAAUGCUGGAAGAGUUGUGGUUGCAGAUUCUUGAUGCUGAUUGUAUUUCAUCCCUGGAAUAGAGUUGCUAGUGAACCAAUACAUUGGCCCCUGGGAGAUGCAGCACUAAUACAAACCAAUCAGCUUUAGGGCCUUUAUCCAACUGACGUACGAGAUUGCAAGUGCAAGCAUUAACACUUCAGGGUCAGACUCUCACGGAGGGUCCUUUAUAAUUGAAUCAUCUGAUGAUUUACGAAUCUGUUAUGGACAUUGUUAUUAGAAUUGCGAAGCAACAUAGAGGAUAGAUUAGGUGAUCAGGCCCAGCAUUGCUCAAAGAUUUUUCACCCGGACAGCCACAACGUGUUACACAAGAGUUUUGUAAGGACGGAUGCCUUCAUCACAGACGAGGCGCUGUAAUUGAUCGUUCAAAAGUUUAAAAACGUUAGAGAUGUUGAACUGGGAUUUUGCUGUACCUAUCAGCAACUGAAUGAUGUAUUACUCAUUAGUCUUAACUGAUGUAUCAUUUGGCGAAUGGAAUUAUACUUAUUAUUCAUGUAUUCCACUCUCUGCAAUACAUACCGUGUGUGCUCAAUGCCAACUCUACUU
Sesamum indicum (sesame) is the source of this 3374-nucleotide messenger RNA. Its product is annotated as Tetratricopeptide repeat (TPR)-like superfamily protein. The record is from RefSeq and is a predicted model, not a curated record. Gene Ontology annotation, biological process: RNA modification. Gene Ontology annotation, molecular function: protein binding; RNA binding. Gene Ontology annotation, cellular component: intracellular membrane-bounded organelle. Lineage: Eukaryota; Viridiplantae; Streptophyta; Magnoliopsida; Lamiales; Pedaliaceae.